GUCAUUCGAAACUGAUAUGCUUACUUUAAAUUCAACAUUUGAACAAGACGUCGUAAGUCCCGCUCUUGCCACUUUGGCCAACGAGUUGGCGAAAGCAUCUCACACUAGAGCAAACUCUACGCAGAGUGAUAUUGAAGAAAGAAAGUUACAUUAUGUUCAGGAUUCCGUUCAUCCCACUUCCCCUGCCAAUUUGACAAGGUCCAUAUCCCAGUUCCUGGCGUCCAAUCAUGCCCGCUCUAAUCAUAACAACAUCGAGGAGUUCCUUCGUCCAAUGAAACGUCGACGGGUAGAUGAAUCUUUAACUUCGCCUGCGCAGCAUGAUUCCUCAUCUUCUGGCGACGUAUGUGAUGAACCUCUUCCCACAUGUGCAAGGACCCGCGCGAUACGCGUAAACCGCGACAUCCAGAUGAAGUAUGAUAUUGUAAAGAAUGAUGAAGGGCCUUUGGGAAAGACUAUGCAUGGUACUUUCAAGGAUCCAGUUGAAGUGUUGCGAAAUGCCCCCGAACAAGGGGCAGGAGGCGUGAUCGGGGACUCCAGAAAAGGUGUGCCCAUACUUGAUAGACACCCAGGUUUCACGGAGAGGUUCAAAAACAUAGAGGAGCACCUUGCUAUCAGAUACAUUCCUCGACCUCCAGAAGAUAUUCGUCUCCGGCUAAAAACCAUCGAGGACCAUAUCAUUAGGUUGGAGAAAGAUUACCCUCCUUGGGCGGCUCUUCACUUUAACCAGCCUCGACGCGAUUGGCCACCCCCUCCGCCUUCCACACUGAUUGUCAUUCCUUCCCAUCUGACUAUUCCCGACCCUACAGUUUCAUCAUCAAGUGCAGUUCCCCAAGCACCAUCAUCUGCCCCCGUCUCAACCCUCUCUUCCUCAGUUUCCACCUCACUGCAUGUGGACGGACUGACAUCAUCACCGGCGUUAUUAGCACCUGUGUCGACGAAAGGGAAAAUGAAAGCAAAACCGUCACGGAUGGAAUCAAGCUUAUACCGAGCCGUGAUGGAGAAAUUGGAGGUUAGCAAGGCACUGAGUGAGGGUGCGAGGGUUGCAGAGCUUGAUGAUGGAAAGCACUGACGGGCAAAUGGCUGGGAUGCUAUGAUACAGACUAUUCGAUUGCCCCGAUCCGAUAUCGGGGUUAUGUCUAUCAACAGAUACAUAAGGUGGUAUUAAUUAUACGAGAAGACAUAAAGCACCACGUUCUUGAAUGGAUGCCUAG
Molecule: messenger RNA, 1211 nt
Organism: Cantharellus anzutake
Lineage: Eukaryota; Fungi; Basidiomycota; Agaricomycetes; Cantharellales; Hydnaceae
Exons: 5
Coding region: 17-1069 (350 amino acids)
Source: RefSeq, a predicted model, not a curated record